AACAUGGUGUCCCCCCUACCAUCAUUAGUCUUGGCUAUGAUGUGUCAGGGCGCCUUGCUCGCAGACCCUACACAGUCACGCCGCGAGAUCCGCAUCGAAGGCGACCUGGUGCUCGGCGGCUUGUUUCCGGUGCAUGAGAAAGGGAGUGGAAUGGAGGAGUGCGGUCGUGUGAACGAGGACAGGGGGAUCCAGAGGCUGGAGGCCAUGCUGUUUGCCAUAGACCGGAUCAACUCGGACAGCGCGUUGCUGCCGGGCAUCUCUCUGGGGGUCCACAUCCUCGACACCUGCUCCAGAGACACGUAUGCACUGGAGCAGGCUCUGGAGUUUGUGAGAGCCUCUCUCACCAAGGUGGACGACACUGAGUUCAUCUGUCCAGAUGGAUCGUACGCCUUGCAAGACGACAGCCCACUCGCCAUCGCAGGAGUCAUUGGAGGCUCUUUCAGCAGUGUCUCUAUACAGGUUGCCAAUCUUCUCAGGCUCUUUCAAAUCCCUCAGAUAAGCUAUGCUUCAACGAGUGCCAAGCUCAGCGACAAAACCCGAUAUGAUUACUUUGCACGAACCGUCCCUCCUGACUUCUACCAGGCCAAAGCCAUGGCCGAGAUCCUCCGCUUCUUCAACUGGACAUAUGUGUCCACCGUGGCGUCAGAAGGGGACUAUGGUGAAACUGGUAUAGAGGCCUUUGAACAAGAGGCUCGCAUGAGGAACAUCUGCAUUGCCACUUCAGAGAAGGUGGGGCGUUCAAACGCUAAGAAGUCCUAUGAAGCUGUUAUCCGUCAGCUCCUUCAAAAGCCAAAUGCCCACGUGGCUGUCCUUUUCCUGCGCAGUGAUGAUGCCAGAGAGCUUCUUGCAGCUGCUGCCAGGCUGAACACCUCCUUCAUAUGGGUGGCCAGUGAUGGCUGGGGGGCACAGGAGAGCAUCGUCAAGGGAAAUGAGGUCACAGCUGAAGGAGCUAUCACACUUGAACUGGCAGCCAACCCUCUACAAGUCUUCAACCGCUACUUUCUCAGUCUGAACCCAGGCAGAAACCACCGGAAUCCCUGGUUCAGGGAAUUUUGGGAGCAGCGAUUCCAGUGUUCUUUGGGAGUGGGAGGAUCAGGACUGGGAGGGACCCCCCUACCGCCAUGUGACAAGGAUUUGUCAAUGGACAAAGGGCACUUUGAACCAGAGUCCAAGAUCAUGUUUGUGGUGAAUGCAGUGUAUGCCAUGGCCCAUGCCCUCCACAAUAUGCAGCGGAGCCUGUGCUUCAACACUACCAAGAUGUGUGACAGCAUGAAGGCCUUGGAUGGGCGCCGACUCUACAGGGAUUACAUUCUUAAUGUCAGCUUCACAGCCCCCUUCUCCCCUCUUGGCAGUGAGACGGUAGUAAAGUUUGACUCCCAGGGGGACGGCAUGGGCAGAUACAACAUCUUCAGCUAUCAGCGCUCCGGUGAACGUUACGGUUACGUGCCAGUAGGCGAGUGGGCAGAGAGUCUGAGUCUAAACAACGAGCUGAUUCACUGGCCCAGAGAGGUGGCGCCGACCUCGCAGUGCAGCGAUCCCUGUGAACGUAAUGAGAUGAAGAAAAUGCAGGCAGGUGAGUACUGCUGCUGGAUCUGUACAGCGUGUGAGCCUCAUGAAUACCUGGCUGAUGAGUUCACCUGCUCACCCUGCGCUCCUGGUCAGUGGCCCACUGAUGACCUCACAUCCUGUUACGACCUUCCAGAGGACUACAUCAUGUGGGAAGAUGCAUGGGCCAUUGGUCCAAUUACCAUCGCCUGUGUAGGUUUUAUGUGCACCGGCCUGGUGUUCUGGGUAUUCGUCAGACACAACAACACCCCCUUGGUGAAAGCAUCCGGCAGGGAGCUCUGCUACAUUCUCCUCUCUGGAGUCUUCAUGUCCUACGCCAUGACAUUCCUCUUCUUGGCCAAACCCUCUCCUGCUAUAUGCGCUCUGCGCCGCCUCGGCCUGGGCACAUCGUUUGCCGUGUGCUACUCCGCUCUGCUCACCAAAACCAACAGAAUCGCCAGAAUUUUUAAUGGUGUGAAAGAUGGAGCAGGCGCAGUGAGGCCACGCUUCAUUAGCCCAUCUUCUCAGGUGUUCAUCUGUCUGAGUCUGAUCUCCGUCCAGUUGGUGACAGUCUCAGUGUGGCUGCUGCUGGAGGUCCCCGGGACGCGGCGCUUUACGUUGCCAGAACGAAGACAGACUGUCAUCCUCAAGUGUAAUGUACGUGACUCCAGCAUGCUGCUGUCGCUGGGAUAUGAUGUGCUCCUGGUCAUCUUGUGUACUGUGUAUGCCUUCAAGACCAGAAAGUGCCCUGAGAACUUCAAUGAGGCCAAGUUUAUUGGGUUCACCAUGUACACAACUUGUAUAAUUUGGCUGGCCUUUCUUCCUAUCUUCUACGUUACAUCUAGUGACUACAGGGUUCAGACCACUACCAUGUGUAUCUCAGUCAGUCUGAGUGGCUUUGUGGUGCUGGGCUGUAUGUUUGCCCCAAAAGUUCAUAUCAUCAUGUUUCAGCCUCAGAAGAAUGUGACGAGCCACAGGCUGAACCUCAAUCGUUUCAGUGUCAGCGGGGCUGCCACCACAUAUGCAUCUCAUGCUUCUGUCAGCUCUCACUUCGUCCCGACAGUUUGCAAUGGGAGAGAAGUUGUCGACUCCACCACUUCCUCUCUGUGACGACGUCCGUUUCGCUCUCCUAAACCGGCCCCCCCUGCGACUGUUAGCCAAAUGACGAACUUCACUUCCUAAAGCUUUGUUUUCCCUCC
This is a messenger RNA of Nematolebias whitei (Rio pearlfish), 2744 nucleotides long. It is a transcript of the gene grm3, whose product is annotated as glutamate receptor, metabotropic 3. Gene Ontology annotation, molecular function: group II metabotropic glutamate receptor activity. The coding region runs from base 4 to 2655 and encodes 883 amino acids. Gene Ontology annotation, biological process: G protein-coupled glutamate receptor signaling pathway; regulation of synaptic transmission, glutamatergic. The record is from RefSeq and is a predicted model, not a curated record. Gene Ontology annotation, cellular component: membrane. NCBI's taxonomy places the organism in Eukaryota, Metazoa, Chordata, Actinopteri, Cyprinodontiformes, Rivulidae. The transcript has 11 exons.